This is a messenger RNA of Arctia plantaginis, 828 nucleotides long. Lineage: Eukaryota; Metazoa; Arthropoda; Insecta; Lepidoptera; Erebidae. The record is from the annotation of a GenBank genome assembly.
AUGUGGUCAUUGUUCGCAGUUGAUAUGAAGUACGCUUUAGAGGAACACGACAACAUCGUCUUUGUAAUCUUCAGCCUAUAUGAAUUUACAUUUCAAGGUAAUGUUGAUAUUAUCGCUUUAGAUAUCUCUAAGCCAUUUACUACAGAUGUAGUGAAAUGGCUACACACGAACUAUGUAAAGGAUGUUCCACCGUACUGCGGCGCCGUACCAGAAUACCCAGCAUGGUUUGAACCCUUCGUUAUGCAGUGGCUCAACGAAAAUGAUGACGUGUCUCUUGAGUACCUAAAUGGAGCCUUCAAUAGAGAUAAAGGGAUGGGUUCCAAAAAUCCAGCGAAACACGCACUCUUCAGCAACUCGGUUGUAGACGUGUUUACACAACUAACGCAAUGCUUCGACGUGGUCUCCAAGCUCGAAUGUCCAGAUCCUGAAAUCUGGAAGCGAUAUAUGAAACGCUUCGCCAAGACCAUCGUCAAAGUUUUAGUAGCUUACGCUGACAUCGUAAAAAAGGAAUUCCCCGAGCAUUUGAAGGAGGAACGAGUGGCAUGCAUAUUGAUGAACAACAUCCAGCAACUGCGAGUUCAAUUAGAGAAGAUGUUCGAAGCGAUGGGUGGGACUAAGUUGGAGCGAGAUGCCGCCGAUAUUUUACAUGAUUUGCAACAAAGGUUGAACAGUACAUUAGAUGAACUCGCAUCCAUGUUUGCUAACAGUUUGGAGACCCGUAUAACUGCGAGUGUAAAAAAACUUGGGGAACUACUGCAGAAAGUCGGGGGAGGUGGAGCACCUGGAGCGCCACAACCACCAGCUCAUCAUGAGGCUGAUGAAGUGUGA